Rhodamnia argentea is the source of this 1941-nucleotide messenger RNA. Its product is annotated as protein NRT1/ PTR FAMILY 2.7-like. Gene Ontology annotation, biological process: transmembrane transport. Gene Ontology annotation, molecular function: transmembrane transporter activity. The record is from RefSeq and is a predicted model, not a curated record. The coding region runs from base 83 to 1819 and encodes 578 amino acids. Lineage: Eukaryota; Viridiplantae; Streptophyta; Magnoliopsida; Myrtales; Myrtaceae. The transcript has 4 exons. Gene Ontology annotation, cellular component: plasma membrane.
UGUCGACACCAACGUGGGCAUCCCCCCUAUAAGUAGGCGCCAGUCUCUUCUAUCGCCCAACAAGUUCACUCAAGAGUUGAAGAUGGAGAGGUCAGGCUCAAGCAAAGCCAGAUGCAUGAUGGGCGACAACGGCGAGGCCGAGCUAAAACUCUGCAACGCCGAGAGUAAACGAGCUGGUUGGAUUACAUUCCCAUUCAUCACAGGCACCGUGGCCUUGUUGAUGAUGGGUGGAAAUGGAUGGAUGACGAACUUGAUCGUGUAUUUGAUCCAAGAGUUUGACGUGAACCGGAUCGACGCUGCGCAGAUUUACAACGUGGUCAACGGCUGCUUCUGUCUCCUUCCGAUCCUCGCCGCGAUCAUAGCCGACUCUAAACUCGGAUGCUUCGUGGUUGCCUCCGUCUCCUCCUUCGUAGCCUCAGUGGGUGUGGUCUUUUUAUCCUUGACGGCGACGUUUAAUUCGUUGAGACCCGAGCCCUGCGGAGACAAAUCAAGCUCGUGCAAAGCCCCAUCAAACCUUCAACUCGCCGUGCUCUACACGGGGAUAGUUCUAGCGACACUCGGAGCAUCCGGAGUGAGGUUCACCACAGCAACAUUAGGGGCGAACCAGUUCGAAAGCCAAAAGGAUCAAUCGACUUUCUUCAACUGGUUCUUCUUUGCACAGUAUGCCGGUUUCGUUCUAAGCAGCACGCUGAUCGUGUACAUCGAGGACAGUGUGAGUUGGGCCCUGGGAUUUUGGUUAUGCGUCGCCGCGAACCUCGUUGGGCUUGCGGUUCUCGUCGCAGGAAAUCGGUAUUAUCGCCACGAGACACCUGAGGGGAGUCCAAUAUUGAGCUUAGCUCGUGUCCUUGUUGCUAGUUUUCGGAAAUGGAAGCUUCAGCUCACGCUGGAUGGUGAUGAGUUCUAUUAUGGCCGACAUGGACAGAAUAAGGAGGUGGAGGUACCGCCUAAAAAGAACUUCAGGUUCCUGAAUCGUGCCGCUGUGAAAACUGAUGGGGACACCAAGCCCGACAACUCGAUCGCCAGACCUUGGAGGCUAUGCACAGUGCAACAAGUGGAGGACCUAAAGGCUGUGAUCAAAGUGUUACCACUGUGGUCAAGCGCCAUCUUCCUGAGCACCCCAAUCGCUGUCCAAAACAGCAUGACAGUCCUCCAAGCCCUAACCAUGGACCGCCAUUUAGGACCCCAUUUCAUGAUCCCUGCCGGUUCAGUCCUUGUCAUGGUCAUGAUCUCCAGCUUGGUCUCUCUCGCUUUGAUCGAUCGCUGUCAAUCCCCGUCACCACUGUGGAAGAAGCUGACCGGUUCGCCUCCAACAGUAUUCCACAGGAUUGGUGUAGGUCAUCUCCUGAAUGUGCUCGGCAUGAUUGCAUCGGCACUAAUCGAGUCACGCAGGCUCAGGACAGCCCAUCUCCACCAUCUCCAAAAUAUCAACAAUCAUUCAGUCCCAAUGUCUGUACUGUGGCUAUUCCCCCAGCUGAUUCUGGUUGGAAUUGGAGAAGCAUUCCAUUUUCCGGGACAAGUGUUGUUGUACUUCCGAGAAUUCCCGGCGAACCUAAGCAACAGCUCAACCGCAAUGGUCUCGGCGAUGAUCGGGAUAGCUUAUUAUCUGAGCACCGUGUUGGUCAACCUGGUACGGAGGAGCACCGGUUGGUUGCCGGAGAACUUGAACGAUGGGAGGUUGGAUUGUGUGUAUUGGCUGCUGGCUGGGGUUGGGCUGGCGAAUUUUGGGUAUUAUCUCGUAUGCGCAAAGUUGUACACGGGGAAAGAUGGGAAUUCUAGUUCGAAUCUUCCGAUGACGGACGUUGCUGGUGAAAAAGAGUAGAGGUCCUAAAUACGUUUGUCCAUGCAUGCAUGCUCGGAUUAUGUCUCCGUAUAUUUCUUGUCUACUUCGACAAAGAUGUUGUCAAUGUGAAUACCCGCCUCUUCAUUGAGGAUUCAUAUUUA